Messenger RNA from Aspergillus versicolor CBS 583.65, 1441 nucleotides. RefSeq names its product MCT family MFS transporter. Gene Ontology annotation, biological process: transmembrane transport. Bases 1 to 1305 code for a protein of 434 amino acids. Gene Ontology annotation, cellular component: fungal-type vacuole membrane. The transcript is spliced from 3 exons. Lineage: Eukaryota; Fungi; Ascomycota; Eurotiomycetes; Eurotiales; Aspergillaceae. Gene Ontology annotation, molecular function: transmembrane transporter activity. The record is from RefSeq and is a predicted model, not a curated record.
AUGGGCAUCACGGACGAUGAAGUUGUCGCGCACCCGGUAGACCUGACCCCAACCAGCUCCAACGAGAAGGAGGAGCUGGUGGAUACAUACCCUGAUGGAGGCCUGGUGGCAUGGCUUGUUGCCCUGGGCGCGUGGUGUGGCUGCAUCUCUGCGUUUGGGCUCAUGAACAGCAACGGCGUCUUCUCGGACUGGCUCUCUACGCAUGAGCUGAGCCAUUAUGACCAGGGCACCAUCUCGUGGAUCUUCAGUGUGCACAACUUUUUUGUAUUCAUGGGCGGCAUCCAAGCUGGCCCCCUAUUCGAUCGAUAUGGCCCCAAGUUCCUCCUUGCUCUGGGCUCUGUCGGCCUCACUGCAGCAGUCAUGGCAUUCAGCGUUGCAGCAGAAUUCUACCAGUUCAUGCUCAGCUUCGGCGUCCUAGGCGGCCUCUCGGCCUCCAUGAUCUUCACCCCCAGCAUCGCCGUCGUCAACCACUGGUUCCUCAAGCGUCGCGCCGUUGCAACCGGCAUGGUAAUGACAGCCGGAGGCAUCGGCGGCAUCAUAUUCCCCCAGAUCUUCAGCGCGCUGGCGCCCAAACUCGGCUGGGCCUGGGCAAUCCGCGUGCUCGGCUUCAUCGUCCUCAUCACCAGCGGCACAGGCACGCUGCUACAGAAAGCACGCCUAGAACCCGACGCCUCAUGCCAGAAGAAAACCAUCGACCUGCGCGUCCUCCGCGAGCCCACGUUCAACUACACCACCAUCGCCAUCGUCUUCGUCGAGGUCGGCUUCACCAUCCCCGUCGCCUACUUGACGUCCUACGGCUCUGCCAACGGCAUGUCCGUCCAGUCUGCCUACGCUCUCACGCCUAUCCUUAAUGGAGCUUCGAUUCUAGGCCGUCUCCUCCCGGGCUUCGCAGCGGAUAAAUGGGGCCGGUUCAACGUGAUGGUCGUCACGAGUACAGUCACCGCAAUCCUCACCCUGGUACUCUGGCUCACGGCCGGAGCCAACCAGUCGGCUAUAAUUGCCUACGCGGCGCUCUUCGGGUUCUGGAGCGGGUCUGCUUUCAGUCUCGCACCUGUGUGCAUGGCGCAGAUUUCAAAGACAGAGGACUUUGGCAAGCGCUACGGUACUUGCUACACCUUUGUCGCGGUCGGUGUGCUUGUGUCUCUGCCGAUUGCGGGCCAGAUAUUGCAGGCGCAGACGCAUGGUGAGACGGAGCUCUAUUGGGGCUUGAUUCUGUUUACGGGCCUGUCGUUUUUGAUUUCGGCGGUGUUCUUUGCUGUCGCCAGAAUUCAUGUUACUGGGUGGAGGUUGAAGAGCAUGUUCUGAUUCUGUUCCUGUUCCUGUUUCUGCUUCCGGAUAUGGUGUUUGUUUGUUUAUUUUUCCCAGUUGGGUUGUCUUACGAUUCGUGCAUGAUAUGUUAGGGACACUGUGGACAUAUUGGUUAAAAGGGUUUGUUUGUUUG